This is a messenger RNA of Anopheles moucheti, 895 nucleotides long. RefSeq lists its product as uncharacterized. The record is from RefSeq and is a predicted model, not a curated record. Gene Ontology annotation, biological process: negative regulation of smoothened signaling pathway. Gene Ontology annotation, cellular component: Golgi apparatus; ciliary membrane. NCBI's taxonomy places the organism in Eukaryota, Metazoa, Arthropoda, Insecta, Diptera, Culicidae. The transcript has 3 exons. The coding region runs from base 82 to 585 and encodes 167 amino acids.
AGAAGGCAGGAAAUGUGUACGUAAAUCGUUAAAUUAUUGUAUUUCAGGAACAAAACCGAGGUCCACCAUACAGCAUUGAAGAUGGACAAGUUAACUACAAUCAGCGCGGGUCUGUUUAUGGCGGCGGAUGUUUGUGCUGUUGUUAGUUUAGCGAUGCCCGAUUGGAUUGUGACCAGUGUAGGAGGUGAAACACGCUUGGGAUUGAUGUGGACAUGUAUGACGCUUUAUAACCGGCCCCAGGUGUGCUUUACACCGGAACUUCAACCGGAGUGGUUUUUUGCACUGAUCUGCAUAUUCGUGGGUUGCAUUUGUAUCACCACCACCAUUAUUCUGCUAGUAUCCAGCAACUGGGAUCGUAAUGUGAUACCCUAUGCACGGUGGGUCGGCUUUACUGCAAUGGUGCUGUUUUGUCUAGCGGCAGUAAUAUUCCCGCUCGGAUUUCACAUCGAUGAAAUAGGUGGCCAACCGUACCAUUUGCCACAUUCGCACCAGGUCGGCAUAUCGUACAUCAUGUUCGUGCUGGCCCUGUGGAUCACGGUUAUAUCGGAGCUGUUUGCAGAGAAGGUGUGUCUUCCGCAGUUUUAAGCCUGCAAGCAGCAGACAGCCAACCGGCUCGAGACAUAGAAGUCUCGGGCACAUAUCGAUGUAUCUCAUAAUUAUGCUGUAUUAAUAUGUAUUAAUCCUCCAUCCAGUCCAUGUCCAGUGCUUGCAUAUUGAAUCGAUUUGAUAAUACUUCUUAAUUUCCUAGUGAUGGAAUUGAGCGUUAGGUGUAUAGGCUGAAAAAUCAACCAAAACAGAUAAAUGUAAACUUGUAAAAUUGAAUGGCUGGAUACUAUUUAGUUAAGAUAAGUUAUAUUGAGUUCGUACUGUAUUAGUGAGAAAUAAAUUGUUUUAC